CAACUCCAACCUAUCAUGUAACUACUGUUUAUCCAAAGUUGACAACCUCCAACAAUGAAAACAGAGUUUACAACACAACCAGAGAGCAUGUUAUUUAAGUUAGUUUCUAAAUAUGCAAAUCCAAUCUCUCUUUCUCUCUGGUGAAAUUCAAAGCAAUGUGUAACAUUUUUUCUAUUAUUGACAACCAUUAACUGUAAACACAGACUGUAUAUGGUUAUUUCAAUUUUCAUCUGCCACACCAAACCCCUUAAUAGUCCUUCACCCUCCACAUUCCUACCUCCUUCAAUUCAAUUGAAACUUCCACAUUGCACACAAAAACCAAUUGUUGUUGUCUGCAAUGGGGAGUGGUAAUUCAAGAUUAAACGCCACCGAAGGAGGAGGUGUUUUGCCUCCGAAAGUGCGGUCCACGCUUCUUAACCGGUUCGAGGAAUUCAGAAAACGCAGGAAUGGAGGAGCAGGCACCAUCUCCAAGAAGCAGCUAUUGAAGGAUGCAGAGGAAACAGAGGAUGAACAUUCUCAAAUUUCUCAUGAAUCUGAAACAGAGGAUAACAAGGUUUUGGUGCUAAAGGAGACUCAACCAAUCAAAGAGGAAACGGUAGUUCAAGUAAUAGCCACAGAAAAACUCUCAAGAGUGGUUCCAAUGCCCAACCCUGAAUGUGAAAUUGAGGAACAGAAAGAUCAAGUUAACCAAAACACUGAUUCCAAUAAGGGUAAAACAGAACAAGUUACAGAUCCUAACAUGGUUAUUAUAGAGCAUGUUAACGAAUGCAUAGACCAAGGUGUCAUAAUCAUAGAUCCUAAACAAGGUAAAUUGAUUCUUGUUGAUGAAAAGGUUGAGGCAGAGGUGAAAACAGAGGUGGUUCAUGUUGAUGUGAAAGCUGAGGCAGAGUUCAAAACAGGGGAGGGGAAGAUUGCAGAGCAGGCUGAGACAGAGGUAAAAACAGAGGAGGGAAAAAUUGCAGAGCCUGUGGAAGAGCCAAGGCAAGAAAUUAAGGAAGAAGUAGGUGAGAAAAGUGAUGAUGAUAGUGAUGAUGAUGAUGAAGAAGAUGGAGAAUUUGGAAGAUUUCUAUGUCCUGGAUCACCAAGUUUCAGAAUUUAUUACAUUGAAGCAGAGAAAAGAAAGGAUCAAGAAGAAUGUAAGAGUCCAACCAUUGUGAUGCACCACCAGAAGUCCCACAGUGCUGACAGUGUUGAAAGCUCUGCAUCAAGAAAAUCCAGAAGAAGCUCAAACGAUGCACUUGAGGUUCUGGAUGUUGAAAUUGAACCAAUUGCAAAGGGAAAAGGGAAAAAAUCAAAGAAAUUUGGGCCUAUGAAAAAACUACUCAAGGUUAAGUCAUGCUACUACCCAAUGUCUACCUGUACUGGGAAUGGCAGAGCUCACCUUAUUGCUGCAAAAGCAGGACAUUGAUUAUGGCACUAGGUGUUAGAAACAAUGAAGACAUUUACACUCACUUCUCUUUUUCUUUCUUUUUAAUUUUUUUUUAAUUUUUUGGCCGACUUACGGUAUGUUUGGAAAAAAAAUUCCACACACAUUAUUCAGGUUAACUCUUAAGCUACAAUGUAUGUGAUUUCAUGGGCUUAAGGUAGUAUCUGAACGUGUAACCAAACAUACCUGUUGUGUGGACCACAAUUGACUUGUCUUUAUUCGUUAUGUAAAAAAAAAGACCUUGUGUA
Lotus japonicus is the source of this 1674-nucleotide messenger RNA. RefSeq lists its product as uncharacterized. NCBI's taxonomy places the organism in Eukaryota, Viridiplantae, Streptophyta, Magnoliopsida, Fabales, Fabaceae. The record is from RefSeq and is a predicted model, not a curated record. The coding region runs from base 338 to 1408 and encodes 356 amino acids. The transcript has 3 exons.